This is a messenger RNA of Schistocerca serialis cubense, 1081 nucleotides long. RefSeq names its product actin-related protein 2/3 complex subunit 3-like. Gene Ontology annotation, cellular component: cytoskeleton; Arp2/3 protein complex. NCBI's taxonomy places the organism in Eukaryota, Metazoa, Arthropoda, Insecta, Orthoptera, Acrididae. Bases 86 to 619 code for a protein of 177 amino acids. The transcript has a single exon. Gene Ontology annotation, biological process: regulation of actin filament polymerization; Arp2/3 complex-mediated actin nucleation. The record is from RefSeq and is a predicted model, not a curated record. Gene Ontology annotation, molecular function: actin filament binding.
AUACUGUGUUGAUGUGCGGAAGUGGUUUGUGUUUUGAUGUGUGUUGUGUAGUUUGAUAAGCAAUUUUGAAGUCGCAGCCGUCAUAAUGCCGGCGUAUCAUUCAGGCUUUACGGAAUUUAGCCAAGUCGUGGGUAACAUGGCAAUUUUGCCUUUUAGAACACAAUUUAGACGACCAGCGCCUACAUUCACAAAGGAUACAGACAUCAUUGAUGAAGCUCUGUACUACUUCAAAGCAAAUGUAUUCUUUAGGACGUACGAAAUAAAGAAUGAAGCUGAUAGAGUGCUUAUUUACAUUACCUUGUAUAUAACGGAGUGUUUGAAGAAGCUACAAAAAUGUAGCACCAAAGCGCAAGGGAUGCAGGAAAUGUAUGCAUUGGCAAUAUCUAAGUUUGACAUCCCUGGUGAGCCAGGAUUUCCUCUUAAUUCUGUAUAUGCCAAACCUAGCAGUCCUAGUGAGGCAGACCUGAUGAGGCAGUAUAUACAGCAACUUCGUCAAGAGACUGGUGUAAGAGUAUGUGAAAAAGUUUUCUCUAGUGAUGAUGGGAAACCAUCAAAGUGGUGGCUGUGCUUCGCAAAGAAGAAGUUCAUGGACAAGUCCCUUUCUGGUCCUGGGCAGUGAUGAGAGAACGUGAUGAGAUUCAUAUGUGAGGUGCUCCGUGACAGCAAUGCAUUUUAUGAAGUAUGCUUGUUAACUAAUUAUCGUACUCUCCUGUAUCUUACUUCUGUAACGACCUUGUUGCAGAAGUAGUAACAAAAAAAAGUACAAUUGCACACACUGUAGCAAGCUUCAGUUUGUUUGGUCAUCAAUUAUUAAAUUUAUGUUGGUAAUUAAAUUUGUUGGUAAACACAGUGUGUGGUGGAACAGAAGUUCUUGUUACUGCACAUUGAGUACCAUACUUUUGUGGCAUUCAUUUUUAUAUUCUGUGUUGUCACUUGGAUUAUUAGUUUACCUUAUUGUAAAUACCAUAUUAUGCAUUCCUGGCUGUAUGUGUCAAUAUUAUUUUGUAACUAUCAGUUUUCUGUCAGCUGUUACUAAAAAAUAUUAAUUUGUACAAAAGCGUGCAUCAUAUUGUAUUCAGAA